CGUCGCGCAAUAGCAAAUCGCAAACAUGAAUGUGCAGUGAAAUGAAACAGGCCAUGCUCACUCGCACAUGCGCAUUCAAAUUUAAAUCAGGAAGUUUCUAAAGUGAAUAUGGCAGAAAAGAGCCCAGGACGAUAGACAAAGACGAAAUUUACGGUUCUCAUCCAUUAUCGCAAUGGCACACAAGCUUCAUUUAAAGAAGGAAACAUACAGACAAUGGGUGAAGGCCGGACUUGGCUUGAGGUAUUUAAAAGAAGGACUAGCGCCUUUUUGUGACGACAUUGCAAAACAACAACAUAAAGACAUCUUGGAUAACAUUAAAGAGAAAAACAGUAUAUCUGCAGUGACAUGUGGUAAAUGCGCUCUGAAAACCCUCAAACCGGACCAUGUAAAAAUAAAAAACAAACAUUGUCCAUUAGGUCAGUCUAACUGUAACUGCUGCCAUCCAACUGGUAAAACAUGCUGUCCGAACAACGUUUGUGGCGCCAUCUACGACCACAUUAUAACAAACCACACGUCCAAGCCACCAGCUCCUUAUUGGAAAAACACCCAAACUCAGCAGUGGACUGGAGAUCCGUGGAGUAUAGCAAAAUGUUUCAUCAACGCCCCAGGAUAUGAGCAGAAGUCAUCAGCAGCCGACAUUGACUGCACGGGAUUACUGCAUUUGAUUAUAAAUAACAAAUAUUUUCAUAAUCACAUCUCUGGAACUAACAUCUUUUUAAAGGUGCGACAACACAGAAACGAGAUAUUCCACUCAAGCACCAUGGAAUUAGAGCAGACAGAUGCAGAUGCUUACAUAGACGAUAUGAUAGCUGCGCUGCAAGAUGGUGAGGAACUAAGGAGCCGACAGGAUGCCAAAGACGCUGUCAAGAAACUUCAAGAGCUAAAGAAUGAAAAAUUUAUAAUAACCACGGAGUAUAUGGAGGAAGUUUGCCUAGAUAUGAGAGAAGAAACUGAGAGUAUUAGAAAACAAAUGGAAGGUCUAGCAACUCAGGAGGAUAUUGAAGGUCUAGCAACUCAGGGGGAUAUUGAAGGUCUAAAAAAUAUACUUUCCGGAAUGGAAUCACUAAUAUCUCAUUUAACGGAGGAGAUAAAAGAACUUAAAACAAAUCAUUCUACUCAGCAGGAACAGUCUGAUUACGAGAAGUCCAAAUCAGAUUUUCAGAAAAAUCUGAUAGAACUAUAUAGAGGUACUUUCUUAAAAGUAUCUGCAAUACCAAUGCAACCAGAUCAAAAACAUUGUAACAUCGGACGGGUGUAUAUUAGACCAAGAAUGACCUAUGAGAAACAAGAUGAAGACGGACAACGAGAGGAGACUGAAAUUCAAUCCAUGUCUGAUAUCUUCACAAAAGCCGGACACUUUAAAUCAAUAUACGUCCUGGGAGAUGCAGGCUCCGGAAAAAGCAGUUUCUGUAAAGGUUUGGUAAACGACUGGUGUUUGGCACAUUCUGACGACCAGAAAACGGAAGAUGAAGACACAUUUGCUGGAAUCGAGGAAAUGAAGAAAUUUGACUUUCUGUUUUACAUUUCUUUGCGCCACAGUAAAGAUGACGUUGGAAUUUUUCAAAUGCUUGAAAGGCAGUAUGAGAAAAAGGAUCUUUUAAAACAGCUUUUGCAAGACAAAUCAGUGAAAAGUCUUAUUGUACUUGAUGGCUUAGAUGAAUGGUCUCCACCUGCUAAGACAUCUAAUCAGUUCCAGACCGAAGGCCUUCCUGAACGUGACCUAUACAAGGAUUACGUCAUCAUUACUACGUCACGACCGUGGAAAGUGGAAACGUUAGGACUUACUGACGCAGACGUAGAACAACGGUUAGAUCUUAAAGGUUUUGAUACAUCUUCUGUUGAGACCAUGAUUAAAAAAACAGUUGCCGUUUUGAACGAAACGUUUAAGAAAAACAAAGAUUCAAGAGACUGUAAAAAUAAAAUAAUUAACAAUAAUCAAAUAGCAGAUAUUGUACAUAUACCAAUUAUGCUCCAACAACUGAUAUGUCUGUGGUUUGACGACAAACUUCCAGAAUCAUCCAGGUGUUCUGUUUACACUGGAAUGUUGGACCUCUUAUUUAAGUGGAAUGUAAAGAAGUAUCCUGAUGAUUCGUUAUUUGAGGGCAUGCGGAAGAAGUCAAAUGAUCUGAGUGAUGUUGAACUCCCUCUUUGUUUUUCGAAGAGUGAAGAGUGUAAAUCGUAUAAAUAUAUCAUUCACCGCGUAUCCAAGCUAGCGUAUGAAACAUUGUUCAAUAAUCCAAAAGAAACGUCUUUGACAUUUGACAAUUCUAUAUUUGAACAUCUAGAAAUAGAAACUGAAAUCAAAACCUGCUGUUUAAAACUAGGAAUCUUAUCUGAAGAGACAUGCCCAAGUUUUUCUGCAAGCACAAGUCAAGGCUCGAUAUUUUCCUUUAUUCACAAGUCGGUUCAGGAGUUUUUGGCAGCAGUCUAUAUUGCUAUUAAGUCCGGAGAUCAUAUCGGAUCCUCGGUCGAUGAGGAAAACGCAAAUAUAUCAAAUCGCUGUGCAUUUUUAAGAGAUUGUUUCUGCCCGAGUUCUACAAGUGAAGAUGUUUACGAAAUGGACUUUGUUAAUGAGAUUUUCAAUAAGUGUGCAUCUUUGGAUAAGAUACUAGAACAAGCAAAUGUAUUUAUUAUGCUUUGCGGUCUAGAGCCUCGAAUCGCUUUAUCCAUUUCAAAGAAAAUCUAUGAGAUUGUUAAAAUGGACGAACGCGUUCUAGAGUACAAAAAAACAAUAGAUGAUAAUGUAAGGCGCGAAAAGCUUAUAUCAAAUAUCCAGCAAUGUAUUUUGAAUUCUGUACAGGAAGGCGAAGCGUGUCAAACUCAAAAACUGUCUCAGUUUUAUUUAGGAGACAUUGUCGUGGACAGAAACGCAUGUUUUGGUCAUUUCCCUACACGUGUAGUUAGGGAGUACAUUUUACCUGACUACGUAACUUCGUUGAGAAUUAAACAGGAUUUUGAUAUUGACUGUUUGUCAACAUUUCGGCGACUUGAAGCAAUUUACAUUUACUUUUCACACGACAGACGUAAGAAAGAUGUUGGAGAUAAAAUAUGUGAAGCAAUUAAGGUCAACGCUUCAUCAUUGAAAUCUCUGUCUGUAAAUUGUAAACAUCCAAUAUAUGAAACAAUAAUAGGUUUACUUCCUAAUAUGAGGCAUCUUGUUGCAUUCGAGAUAGAGACUUUUACUGUGCCACAUACGGACUUUAACUCACUGUGCACUUUCCUAUCAGGUAGCUGUAAUCUUGAACAGAUAUCGAUCGGUGUAAAUUGUGAAUGCAAGAAACAUCAUGAAGUAGAUUUAUCCAAGCACAAAAAACUUCAGUACCUGAAGUAUGAUAAAUCUGUCGUUGGGACAUGUACUGACUCUUCUAACCUAGAAACAUUGAUAUGUACAUCAUCAACGAACAAAGGUUGUGAGAAAGUAUUUGAUAUUCUUAGUACAUCUCACAAUUUAACAAAACUUGUUUUGUUGUUUGAUCGGCCAGGUAUAUUUUCUCCAGACAGUUUAACAAAAAAACUGAUCAAAUUGUUAAAAGAAUUACAACAGCUCCGUGAACUUUUUCUAAGGGCUUUUAUAUUUACUGACAAUAUAUUCGAAUGUCCCUCUGAACUGAAGAGUAUGGAGAUCAUUCGUCUUACUGGAGCCAAAAUGAGUUUGACAACAUGGCGAAAGUUUGUUGACAGUCUUCCUGAAAUGCCACGACCUGUAAAGGUUGACACAUGGAAAGUGUGUAUAACACGAGAUGGGGAGGAAUCUAACUCUAAAAUAAACUAUUGGAAUAAAAACAGAGGAGGAGAGGAAACAGCUGCUAUCAAGUAUGUUAGAGAACAGGAGAAGUUGUUCAAUGUGGAAUAUGAAGAUGGACAAUUAUUAUUUCGUUUUUCAACAAAGAAGAAAGGUAGAGAGCAUGGUGACUUAUAAUUGCACUGAUCAAAGAAAGUUAUAGAACAAGUAUAUGUAGUGUUAGUUUCAAGUGAAUUGUUAUAUAAAAAAGGAGAUAGUGAAAUCUAAUUGCUAUAUUACACUCUUCUGUAUAUAAUUGCUUUUAAUUCAGGGCUACGGGGCUAUAGGGUAUGGACAGUAACUUGCAUUACCACUACUGGACUGGUCAUUUAACUUUUGGGGUUAAACUAAUUCAAACAUAAACUUUUUGGUGUGGAAUAAGUAGUAUGUAAGGAAACGAAACAGGGAAAAAAAUUCCUCAAAAAUAUCAAAACACACUUUUGAGAUAUUGCAUCUGGAAUUCUGAAGUAACGUGAACAUCUUAUACUUAUUGUGACCGUUACUGUGGACAAUAUGUUGUAUUGUUCUUAUUCUGUUAAACUACAGUAUAAAUGUGUUCUUUGAAUAUAAGUAAAAAUAUAUUUGAAGAUCUCUAGCACUUUCUGGUAGCCUACCUUUAGAAUUUUACCAUCUCUCUCAUAAAGCGUUGGGUGUCAAAUUCAGAACAUAGGUGUCAAAAUUCAGAACAGAAUUUCUAACCAAAUUUAUACAUGCAUAUGAGUUCUAAAACAGACUUGUCGGCAUUGGAGUUAAAAGGUUUAAACACCAAACCUGUGUAUCCCAAAGUCAGAAACAAGAAAAAAACAUUCAUAGGGGAUUCUUUAAAAAUGUAUUCAGAAUGUUACUGCAGAUGGGUGGGGUAAUAAUAUGGUAAUGAUACCAUAUUUGCUUGAAAUUCAUUAACAGUGACGACAAUGAUUUAUGCUUCUUGAACUGCGUUAUUAUGCAAUGCAUGCAUGUGAAUAAAGAAAUGAUGCUAAUAUUGUGUUUGAUUUUAUUAUAAGUAAUUUGCAAUACUUUAAUUUGUGAAAUAAAAGUCUAAAGACAGGGCCCUUUAAUAUCACCCAAUUUUCAGAGUUUGGCUUGGAUUUCUUUUGAGGAUUUUUUUCCUAUAUUGUAUACUUAAUUAAAGAUAAUAAAUCAGCAAGAAAACUUCAUGUUGGAAUUAGUUUGAAGUUCGAACAUUCUGUCUAGUAAUGUAACCUGCCUACACCGUCCAUGAACAAGCUCGAUCAAAUAGAGCCUGCAAAAUUUUCAAUUAUGUCGGAAUUAGCGACCUGUGGAGUUUUCGCUUUUUCUGUUUCCUUGGUAUAUAGAUCAUGUGUCUUACCUUGUGGCAUGACCGUGACUGUAAUUGCUUAAGUAAUAAAGUGUCCACACCAUUUUAUGAAAAAUGUGACAUGUUUCUAUCAUUAUGUAAGCCGAUCGUCAUUUCAUUUACAUACAUUAUAAAAGGAUGCCGUGGUUCAUAAAUUACACAUAUAACUGUUUUGCCACGAGGAAGAGACACUACUUAAUCAAAGUUGACGUGAAAAAAAUGAAACUGUUCAUUUAUUCUGAAAAACAUACAAAAUGUAUAUAUGACAUUUAAGAAAUAAGAAAACAAAAUUUUA
This is a messenger RNA of Mercenaria mercenaria, 5394 nucleotides long. RefSeq lists its product as uncharacterized. The coding region runs from base 173 to 3919 and encodes 1248 amino acids. The transcript is spliced from 6 exons. NCBI's taxonomy places the organism in Eukaryota, Metazoa, Mollusca, Bivalvia, Venerida, Veneridae. The record is from RefSeq and is a predicted model, not a curated record.